Eurytemora carolleeae is the source of this 1522-nucleotide messenger RNA. RefSeq names its product mRNA cap guanine-N7 methyltransferase (gene Rnmt). Gene Ontology annotation, molecular function: mRNA 5'-cap (guanine-N7-)-methyltransferase activity. Gene Ontology annotation, cellular component: nucleus. Gene Ontology annotation, biological process: 7-methylguanosine mRNA capping. Lineage: Eukaryota; Metazoa; Arthropoda; Copepoda; Calanoida; Temoridae. The transcript is spliced from 8 exons. The record is from RefSeq and is a predicted model, not a curated record. Bases 334 to 1392 code for a protein of 352 amino acids.
UAGACUAAAAAUUUAUUUUCAAAUAUUUAAUUAACUUAUGCCUUAUAUAGCAAAGUUCAGUUGAUUAUAGGUCCUAGGAUUUAAAAAAAAUCAUUUUCUGUUUGCGAAUCCUGAAUCCAGAUCCUAAUAUCAAAAUCACCAAACAAACAAAAUACAGAAAAAAGUGCUUUUUGCUUUAUAAUUCUAGUUCUAUGUGAAACUACUGAAAUGUAAAAUCAAAUUUGAGCCUUAAAUCAAAUUAAUUUGACUUUUAUGGGGAAAACUUAGUUUCCAGGUAGAGCUGGGUUUCUAAGCUAAAAUUAUGUAUAUUUACUUAUUUUAUUUUAGUUUCAGAUGACUGAAUUAAAAGAUGGACAAUGGAGAUCAGCAACUCAUGGAAGGGAAGAGAAGAAGGAUGGAUUAGGACAGACUGUAGCCUCACACUACAAUAAGUUGGAGGAGAAGGGUAUACAACAUAGGGUUGAGAGUAGAAUAUACUUUAUGAGAAAUCUCAACAAUUGGAUCAAAUCUAUGCUGAUCCAGGACUAUAUUGGUAAACUUGGAGAUCCAAGCAAAUUAAACAUAUUGGACCUAGGCUGUGGAAAAGGUGGAGACCUGCUAAAGUGGGAGAGGAGUAGAGUCCAUCAUGUUGUUGGACUAGAUAUUGCCGAGACUAGUAUAGAACAGUGUAAAGACAGAUACGAUAAAAUGAAGCAAAAGUCUCGUGGACGUUCAUUUAGUGGAGAGUUCUACGCAGCAGACUGUACUAAAGUUAGGACUAGGACGCUUUUCCAGAAUCCAGAAAUCCAGUUUGACCUCGUGAGCUGUCAGUUUGCAUUCCACUACUGCUUCGAGAGCCUGCCACAGGCUGAAUGCAUGCUGCGGAAUGCAUCAGAGAAUCUGAGGGUUGGCGGGUUCUUUAUUGGAACCACGCCCUGUGCAUACGAGAUCAUGUCGCGGAUUCAGAAAGCUGAAAGUAAUACUGUGGGGAACGCUGUGUACAGUGUAACCUUUGAGAACGGAGUUGAGGUAAACCCGCCAUUGUUUGGUAGCCAGUACUCCUUCCACCUGGAGGGGGUGGUGGACUGCCCAGAGUUCCUCGUCUACCUACCAGUCAUGGUCAAACUCGCGGAGAAAUACGGUCUCAUGUUAAUAGGGAAUGAAAGGUUUGGGAGAUAUUUCCACUCUAAGCAGAAAGGUGAAUCUGAGAAGAAUUUAUUACGGAGAAUGUUUGCUCUUGAACCAUUUCCUACGGAUAAUCUUGUAGCAGAGAGAGAACAAUAUACAUACGCUCAGAGCGUACUGAACGACGAGAUCCGUAUGGUUGGAACCCUGUCACAGGACGAGUGGGACGCAUUAAAUAUCUACACUGUAUUCGCGUUCAAGAAAAUGUCAGAACCAACAUUAGAAUAAUAUACUCAUCUAACUUUAAUAUUUCUUCAUCCAGUCCAAAGAAAUGCAGAGAUAUGUCCGAUGACCAUCAUCCAAGAAUGAAUUAUUCCAGGAAGAAAAAUAUUGAUCUCAAAUAAAUUCUUCUUUGAUA